GAUACGGCAAGAUACGGCAAGAUAAUUCUAUUCAACAUUACGAAAAGAAGAUGGCGGACGAAGAGAAUCAAAUAAAAAUAGUUGUAAAAACAACAAAUACUAAGGAAACAAUAGAAAUCGAGCCAAAUGCUACUAUUGGAGAGUUCAAAGAAAAAAUUUCCCCGAAAUUCAAUGACACGCCGAUUGCACAGUUAUGUCUUAUAUUUGCUGGAAAGAUUCUAAAAGAUGAAGAAAAUCUCGAAAGUUAUGGGAUUAAAGAUGGCCUAACUGUACACUUGGUAAUAAAGUCGGCAAACAGAGCUCAACAACAAGCUGCUGAACAUGCUACUAGACAGCCAACACAGUCCUCGCCUCAAAACACUACAGGAAGACAAUCCUCAAAUAGUUCUACAACCAUUCCACCUUUGUUUGGUGGCUUACCAUCUGGUCUAGGUGAUAUGAAUCAAAUGCAGCAACAGUUAAUGAACAAUCCAGAAAUGAUGCAGCAAAUGAUGGAGAGCCCAUUGUUUCAAAGCAUGAUGUCUAACCCAGAAUUGAUUCAACAGAUGAUAAUGAGUAAUCCACAAAUGCAGCAACUUGUAGAGAGAAGUCCUGAAAUUUCACACGUUUUGAAUAACCCAGAUUUAAUGAGACAGACUCUAGAAAUGGCAAGGAACCCCGCAGUAAUGCAAGAAAUGAUGAGAAAUCAAGACAGAGCUUUGAGUAAUUUAGAAAGUUUGCCUGGAGGAUUCAAUGCAUUAAGGCGAAUGUACACUGAUAUUCAAGAGCCCAUGAUGAAUGCAGCUACAGAGCAGUUUCAAAAUGCCCAAAACAACCCUUUCUCAGCUUUGUUGGGAGGGGCAACCACCAAUGGUAGACAAGGGAACGCUGCUGAAACACCAAAUAGCGAUCCGCAGGCAGGAACAGAAAAUACAGCUCCUUUACCAAAUCCAUGGCAAUCAUCUGCUGGCAGUCGUUCUUCUCCUCGACCAUUUACAGCCACCACAACUACUACUGGCUCUACAACUGCAGGCUCAACCACUACAACAAGUGCUAAUGCAUCACCAGCUGCAUUAAUGUUUCAAACUCCAGGAAUGCAGAGUGUUCUGGAUCAGAUGACACAAAAUCCUGAAUUAAUGCAGAAUAUGAUGUCGUCACCUUAUUUCCAGAAUAUGAUGAAUCAAAUGGCACAAAAUCCAGAACUUAUAAGCUCAAUGCUUCGUACCAACCCAAUGUUUGCAGGAAAUCCUCAACUACAACAGCAGGUUACAUCCAAUCUUCCAAUGAUGAUGCAGCAGAUGCAAGAUCCGAGAUUUCAGCAGCUCAUGUCCAAUCCUCGCGCUCUCCAGGCCAUGAUGCAAGUACAGCAAGGAAUGCAGAGUCUUCAAACAGAAGCUCCAGGAUUGUUUUCUGGAACAGUUCCUACACCUGGUGUCAACACUGGAACGUCCUCAACGACAAAUCCUACGACUCCUUCAACAACAACAACUACUAAUACUUCAGGAAAUGCACAAACACCCUCCGGUUCAGAUGCAGUUAUGAAUCAAUUAAUGAAUCAAUUUCUUUCCACAAUGGGCCAGACAAGCACCUCCCCAGAACAAAGAUUUCGUGCACAAUUGGAACAACUCACGUCAAUGGGAUUUUCUGAUCACGAGAGAAAUCUCCAAGCUUUAAUUGCCAGUGGAGGAGAUGUGAAUGCGGCAGUGGAACGACUUCUUAGUGGAUGAAUAAUGGGAGUGUGAUUGAAAAAAAAAAUGACGAUACAAACGAGAACAACAAGAAAAAGAUUACCAUGAUGCAUUUCAACACAAUCAUAUAAGUGUUCUCUUGAACGAGUGAGAGCACUUUUGUGUUUGCUGAAAUAUAAUGAACUUAAAACAACUUUGUGGUCUGUUCUGUUAUUUUAACUUUUAGUUUCUAAGGUGCAUACAAUGAUAUCUUUAUGUCCAUGGAUAUGUUAUUGAGCAAUAUAUGUAAUUUUUCAUAUAGAAUACAAUGUCUCGUUUGUGGAUAAGAAAA
Molecule: messenger RNA, 1998 nt
Organism: Xenia sp. Carnegie-2017
Lineage: Eukaryota; Metazoa; Cnidaria; Anthozoa; Malacalcyonacea; Xeniidae
Product: ubiquilin-1-like
Exons: 18
Coding region: 51-1706 (551 amino acids)
Biological process (GO): ubiquitin-dependent protein catabolic process
Cellular component (GO): cytosol
Molecular function (GO): polyubiquitin modification-dependent protein binding
Source: RefSeq, a predicted model, not a curated record